Molecule: messenger RNA, 669 nt
Organism: Salvia splendens (bonfire salvia)
Lineage: Eukaryota; Viridiplantae; Streptophyta; Magnoliopsida; Lamiales; Lamiaceae
Exons: 1
Coding region: 1-669 (222 amino acids)
Source: RefSeq, a predicted model, not a curated record
AUGGGAGCCGUUGACUUUGUUGGGACUACUGAUCCUGACGAGGCUGAGAUAUGGUUGAAGAGAACAGAGCGUGUGUUUAAUCAGAUGUGUUGCAUUGCAGAAGAACGUUUUGAUUACGCAGUGUCUCUUCUUCAGGGCGAUGCUUACUGUUGGUGGGAGACUGUCCCACGAGCUAUGAUACAUCCUCCAGUACUCAGUUGGGAUGACUUUUUGAGAGAGUUUAGUGAUAAGUAUAUGCCACCAGUGUAUCGUGAUGAGAAGCAAAGAGAGUUUUUGUCCCUUAAACAAGGAUCUAUGUCAGUUGCAGAUUAUGAAGUGAAGUUUACUCAGCUUUCUCGUUAUGCAUCGGCAUUGCUACCUACAGAACAAGAUAAGUGCAGACGUUUCGAAGAAGGAUUGAUAUAUGAGAUAAGAAGCAAAAUCACACCUUCAGACCUUCGUACUUAUAAUGAUCUACGUGCAGCGGCUAUACGAGCAGAGAGACUAGUGAAAGAAAGACAUGUGUAUAUUCAAAGACAAAAGAGGGGACCACAAGAGUAUAGGGGUGAAUCAAGCUCGAGCAUUUCAAAAAGGCCUAGUUCUUUUUCUUCGGCAUCGAGUUUCAGUAGAGGAGGUCCAUUGGGUCAAAGAGGCGGACGUGCACCACCUUUCAGUUAUGAGUGGGAAUGA